AUGCCUACUAGAAGUCAAAUGCAUGAAAUGAAUGAAAGAUCAGGAGAGACGGUGGAUGCACAUAAUAUUUAUAUUGAUGCAGAACAAUCAUCAUUUGAAGAAGUAGCUAAUAUUAUACCAAACACAGACGAUCGAGAAAUGUUAUGUUUAACAUUUAGAAGUUGGUUGAUUGGUCUCGUAUUCACUUGUGGAUUCACAGUUAUGAAUCAAUACUAUUACUAUGCGAGUGACGCUAUAUCAUUUGAUCCGAUAUUUGUACUUCUAUUGUCGUACCCGUUUGGUAUUUCAUUAGCAUACAUUUUACCCAAAAAAACAAUUAAGAUUUGGAAUUGGCAUUUUUCAUUGAAUCCUGGUAAAUUUACUAUCAAAGAACAUGUACUUGUUUAUUCAAUGGCUUCUUCUUCUUUUUUAACUUUACCAUAUGCAUUGGCUGUUUUUGAUACUAAGCGAGUUUUUACUAAAGAAACGGUAAACUUUGCAAUCGGAACGAUCUUUAUUAUUUCCACACAACUAAUGGGAUUAGGCAUAGCAGGCAUCAUGCGCCGUGUUUUAGUAUGGCCUUCUUCAUUGAUCUGGCCCGGAAAUUUACCUUCAAUUGCAUUAUUUCGAGCUCUACAUAAGCAAUCAUACAACAGUUUAGAAACGCUUAAAAUGGGUCGUUUAAGGUUCUUUAUAAUUGCUGCUUUGUGUCAAAGUGUUUAUUAUUGGUUACCUGGCUAUAUCAUGCCUGUGUUGGCUGCGUUUUCAUCUAUUUGUAUGACGCAACCAAGCAAUAGUAUUCUGUCACAAUUAACCGGUGUCAAUAGUCUUGCGAUGGGUUCACUUGUACUUGAUUGGCAGACGAUGACAGUUCGCAUACUAUCCCCAAUAGUUGUUCCACAAUAUGCACAAAUCAAUAUUCUUUGUGGUUUUAUUAUCUUUGUUUGGAUACUUACUCCUAUUCUCUAUUAUACAAAUAUAUGGAACUCGAAAAUGUUUCCUAUUGCUAGCAAUAAGUUAUACGAUUCAAACGGUAAUCAGUAUGACCUAACUGCCAUUCUUGAUAAGAAUUCUCUCCUGAACGAAACUGCCUAUGGAGAAUAUGGUCCAUUCUAUAUGUCUACCAGUAGAACACUAUCGUAUGGAAUUAGAUUUGCUUGGUUGUCAUCACUUGUUAUUCAUACAGUGUUGUAUCACGGCAAAGACAUUUGGAGACAAUGUCGUACAUCUCUAUCUCAUCGAGAUAAUGAUAUUCAUUGUAAAUUAACCCUUUCAGGACCGGGUUAA
Molecule: messenger RNA, 1266 nt
Organism: Didymodactylos carnosus
Lineage: Eukaryota; Metazoa; Rotifera; Eurotatoria; Philodinida; Philodinidae
Source: the annotation of a GenBank genome assembly